UGACACCAUUUGGUAGUUUACCAGUUGACUAAACAUUGACUUUACCAGUUUACUAAACAUUAUUUCCAAGGUACUGAGGCGUGUAAGAGCGAGAAGCGCGAAAAGUGCACAAGUAUAAUAAGAUCGAUUCAUCAAGGUCCCUGGUCGUCGCAUAUCAGAUACCAAUUCGACUCCAUCUUCUCAUUGUCAAACAUCAACACCGACAACAACAACGAUACCGCCGAAUAAUUCCAUACCAGCAAUGCCACUCUCCAAGCUCAUCGCCAUCGUCGCCGGUGUUGGCCCUGGAACUGGCGCCUCCGUCGCCCGCAAGUUCUCAUCUCACUACCCCGUCGUCCUGCUCGCCCGUAAACCAGAGAACUACGAGGGCCUUGCCAAGGAAAUCAAUAGCGCUGGCGGCAAGGCAAUCGGUAUCAGCACCGACGUCUCGUCCAAGGACAGUCUAGCCAAGGCGGUCGAAGGCAUCAAGCAAGAAUUCGGCCAAGACGUCGCCGCUGCAGCAGCAAUUUUCAACGCCAGUGGGCCCUUUAUGCGGAAGCCGUUUUUGGAGAUUCCAGCCGAGACAUUCUCCUCUAGUCUCGAUGUUUCUGCCAUGGGCGGCAUCUUGUUCUCGCAAUCUUUCCUCCCGCUCCUCCUCAAAGGGGUGGGGAGCUCGGAACACCCGCCUAGUCUCAUCUUCACGGGCGCAACGGCGAGCGUGAAGAGCAAUGCGCAGAUGGCGAGCUUUUCAACCGGCAAGUGGGCGUUAAGAGCGCUAAGCCAGAGUUUGGCAAGGGAGUUUGGUCCUCAGGGCGUGCAUGUUGCGCAUGCGAUUAUCGAUGGGGUUAUUGACAUUCCGAGGACGAGGGAGUGGUUGAAGGAUAUGCCUGCCGAGGCUAAACUGAGUGCCGACGCGAUUGCGAAUGAUUACUGGUGGUUGCAUACACAGCCCAAGACAAACUUUACAUGGGAGAUCGAUCUCAGGCCUGCAAUUGAGAAGUGGUAGGAUUUGAGUCGAUUACGAGACCUUUUUGGAGCGAAUGUGGGCGUGAAUGCUUGGAAGGAUGUCAUUUAAUGAGUGACGGCUAAGAAAGGACGUGUUAUGAGCUGUAACAGAAAAAUUUCCCGUCAUCGGUAAUAAACAAGUCUACUUCGCCGCGCUGACAAGAGCUUCUUCGCCG
Messenger RNA from Alternaria alternata, 1160 nucleotides. Its product is annotated as NAD(P)-binding protein. The record is from RefSeq and is a predicted model, not a curated record. The coding region runs from base 242 to 985 and encodes 247 amino acids. NCBI's taxonomy places the organism in Eukaryota, Fungi, Ascomycota, Dothideomycetes, Pleosporales, Pleosporaceae. The transcript has 3 exons.